CUCAUUCCAGACGUGGAUGAGUGUCAGACAGGCAACAACACAUGCUCCGAUUUUGCUCUCUGUACGAACAACCCAGGCAAUUUCUCAUGCAGCUGUUUCCGGGGAUUUAUGGACAUCAAUCCGGCAAACCCUGGAACACAGUGCAAAGAUCCAAAUAACUGUUUCACAUUUGAUGAUAACUGCACUGUGUUUCGGUGCCUGAGAAUGGGAACCAGCUGCCCCUCAAUGCAGAUAUUCAAGGGGAAAAUAACAUUAAAGUCCAAAACAUUCAGCAAUGAGUUAAAAAAUCCUGCAAGUGAAGCUUACAAGAACUUAACAAAUGAAAUUAUAACUACAAUUGUGCCAACUGUGCAAAGUACACUGAACGACAACAGCUUCAACAUCACCAUCGGUGGUUUUCAGAAUGGUAGUGUGGUGGUAAAUAUCCUGAUAUUCCUGAACUUAAACUCAAGUGUCACCUUUACCAGCUUGCUAGAGGCUAUCAGUGAGGCAACGAAGAAGAUUGACAGUCAAAGCACCGUGAACAUAACAGGUGCAAUCUCUACAACAACAGCAGCUCCCACCCAGACAGAAGGGAUUCCAGCAGAAAACACUGGAUUCAAAGUGGCUGUAAUAGUUUUGGGAGUUGUACUGGGUGUGGCCCUGCUGGUGAUCAUAGCAGUAACCGUGGCAAUGAUCCUCACUAAGAAGAGAACUGGACGAUACUUAUUCGACACCUCAAACAUCCUCCAGAAGUUCAGUUAUCACAACAUUUAGCGUGUCACAUGAAAUUUCAAACUGAACACUUUUUUGGAGCUUUUGGAAUAAGUGUUGCUGCAUAAUGCAGACUCGAGGAUGAUAAAAGCAAUAUUGGAAACAAAAUGUGGAUUAAUUGUGUUUUCGAUCUGGCACUUUUGUUCUAAAUGUCUCUAUGAUUGGGAGAUGAAAUGAGAAUAUUUUUAUUUUACUAAUUAAGUUAUUAACUGAAAUUAUGUGAUAUUCAUGGAACACAAAUCUACAGUACCUCUUUAACCAAGUUUUUGGUCAUCUGCCCUCCUAUCCCUAUUGGAGCUCUAUGCCAAAUAUUGAUUGCUUUAUAUAUUCAAUAUUGGCUAUAGAUUGGGUUGUUAUGCUGCAUCUAAGGUGCUACAAAAAUAUAAGCCAUUAUAGUCAAAUAGACAAUCAUAAAUAUAUGAUUUUCAAUAACUUAUCUGUGGAAAUAAGUAGUGUUUAUAAUUAAUAUCCAAAAGAUUUGAGUAGACCUUAUAACCAGUUCUUUUUACACAGUCAAAUGUGGAGAAAUGAAAGGAAGAUCCUGCUAACUGUGACUAGUGACUUUCUAUUUUCAUGAGAACUUUUAAAAUUAAUUGGUACAACUAUUCCUAAAGAAAUUAACAGGAAAGGGCCUUGCUGUCAUCUAAAGCCUAUUACAACCUCAAGUGCGGAGGCAGCAUUGAUGUGAAGGAAAAUGCAGAGUGCAAUGUAUGCAUAAAUUUCUGCAACAAUAUGGUCUUUUAUUGAUGUUGGUGGCACUGUCUACAAUUUCUUACUGAUCUUUAAAUCCACUCAAGAAGACAAACAAUUUUAUCUCUGGGCUGCCUGUAAGGUCCUCUCUCAGGAGUGCACUGAAGAGUUAAUUUAAAUUAUACUUUGAGGUCUCUGCAGUGGGACUUUAAUGCACUAUCUUCUGUAUUUGUUUGAGCCAAGUCCAUCCUGCCACACAUAGUCCAAAAUAAAUUAACCCUUAAAAAGGAUCUUUCAAAGAAAGACUUUGAAACAUUACAUUCUGUUAAUUUCCUACUGCCCUGAAACAUUUGACAAAACUUUAGCCUGAUGUAUAUGAAAGAACAGUUUGCUGAAACUACUGUACAUAUGACGGCGUUCUCUUUCUAUGGGCUUAUCACCUGCACAGAACCUAAUCUAUUCAUUUACAUUGUGACAUGAAUUCUGGAACAGAUAAAGAUAUCUCUGCAGUGUUUUGAGUCUCUGACUAUCGUAAAGCCUCAGGCAGGUCAAGUGCAAAUGAUAAUUUCCAAACUGCAUGAAUUUACAUAUUUCUCAGUGCCCAGUGUCAGAUUCAUGAGUUGAGAAGAACUAAAUCUAGUGAAAUACUGUACCCACUCAAGCAUUUUGUGUGUAUCUCAGGACACUAAUUGAAGAUAAAUGUUACUUUGGAUGAUUUGCAAAACUGUUAUUUAUAUUUAACUGUAUCUUAUUUUCUUAAUGUAUUAUA
Mobula hypostoma (lesser devil ray) is the source of this 2212-nucleotide messenger RNA. RefSeq lists its product as uncharacterized. NCBI's taxonomy places the organism in Eukaryota, Metazoa, Chordata, Chondrichthyes, Myliobatiformes, Myliobatidae. The record is from RefSeq and is a predicted model, not a curated record. The transcript is spliced from 5 exons. The coding region runs from base 109 to 756 and encodes 215 amino acids.